AUCUAGAAUAAUAGGUCCAUUGUAACGCAAUGUGAUUAAACCAGCACACAAUAGCGGGACAUUUAAAAAGCUGAUGGGACGUACGAGAUAGGAAUGUAAGCCGUACAUACAAUGAAUGAAUUUAAUACACAGCGGAUACGUCGUGUUCAAAAUAAAAAGACAUCUUCUUUUUCCUGAUAUUUCUGCGUAUUUGAGGAAUAAUCAAUAAUGGAUACCGGAAUUGAUUUCGGAUAUGAUUUCAAAGAUUGAUGAUAACGACCACGUUAGAUCAUAAUGAGUCAGAAAGAAGAGAGAGGAUCGAGGGCAUUUGUGUUCCAGAUCAUCGUGACUUAGCCAUGAACCAGAAUAGCCGGUGGUUGAGUCGCUGCCCGGAAAGCAGGAGAUGACAGAUGGCAGAGGACAUUCCUGGGAUCACUAUACUGAUAGUUCAAGGGACCUGAGAUGCGUUUAUGACGUUUUAUCAGACAAGUCUUGCUUUAUCCGACAGUUACCUAUAAGGAACUCAGUUCAACUGUUCUUCUCAGCCAAUCAACAUCAAGGAAAGUUGUCAGAACUGACUACUUGUCGGACAACAAAUGUUGAUGAAACGCUCCCUAGGCCGGGGAGAGUUCCAUUAACAUUUGUCUUCCGAUUGGUUGUCAGAUUUGACAACUUUCCUAGCAUUUGAUUGGCUGAGAUGCAAUGUUACUAUGGUAACCGCCGGAUACAACAGGAUUUGUCGGAGAAAACACCCGACAAGUCCUUCCAAGGAACGCUGAGGGCAAUACUUCCAGCCAAAGAAAAGGACGCAUCGUGAAAAGAUGCAUGGCAUUCCAGUGGGAGUUUGAAGUACACUCAGCAUGCUCAGUAAGGGGUUGGUCACCUUUGUGACCAGCAUCGUCCUGGCUUCUGUUUGUCAUAACCCGACGGUGAAGCCCGCCCUCAAGUAUGUCGUGAUGGUCUGAUGUCCGAAGGGCAGCGGAGAAGGCCAAGAAGGAGAUUGAUAAGGAGAAGGCCAAGACAAAAGCUGCAACCCAGAAAAAAUCACCUUCAGGAGAAGAAACAGAAGGCAGCCGCAUCUAAGAAGACAAAAGCAGCACCAAAGACAGUGAAGAAGCCGGUAAAGAAGACUACUGAGAAGAAAAAGAAGAAAAGACACCAACGAAGAAAAGUCGUCGACAUCCAAGAAGGCGACCAAGAGGUCAGUAGCAGUGAAGUCGGUUGUACAUGUACGUCCUACAGGAUCAAGAUUGAAUUCCAUACCCACAUGCUGAGACUCUUUAUCAUUGGACCGUCUUUGACUUUGAUUGCUAGCUCACUACAAACAACCUACAACCGUGUCAGUUCAAGAGGAGGAAGAGACUGAUAGCCGCUUAAAUGAAGAGAAGUAAAAACUUCACAUGCAUCGUAUGCUGAAUCUAGAAGAACUAGUAUGCAUGGAUAUCACUAAAUGUCUACAAUACUCAUAAGAUACCAGUGGUAAAUACAGUACUUUUCCCGAGAUGCCCGUGUCAAACCAAGCUGAAAUUGGUUAUCCGAAUGGGUCUCUCUUGUUAUCGAGAACUCUUUGGCCCCAUCAAGAUUGAAGUACCAUUGUAUGAUGGCUUCUAGACAUCGUAGAUCAUCAGGGAGAAGUUCGAUCGAGAAUCUGAUGUGGUCUACAUGUAUGAAGCAGUCAUCAUCAAGCAAGCACAGAGUGACUUCCACGAGAGCAACGCUCGGAAAUCUACAGGGUUCAAGCCCAACAGCAAGCAAAGAAUAUGGAACUCGAAUGCGAAGGAGUGGCCAUGCUGGAGGAUGUACUCACCAACUCCGAUCAAAGGUCAAGAUAGUGCUUGGAAAUACGCCAGCAGGGCCAGAGUAAUCCCAACAUGGACAUGCCCGCUAUCUAAUGUUAACCAUCUUCAAAGAGAGAUAUUCUACCGGAGAGAAGGACAUGACACCAAUCUUGAAAGUUUCACUUACAUGGAAUGCCUGGCGUGAGGAUUUAUUUACGUGGGAUAUAGGAUCAAACACUACCUACUGCCAAUGGUGAUGACUGCCAGGAAUGGGAAAAGUUUUGUGCGUAAAAGGAAUCUCAUCACGGCCAUUCAGCGAGAAGAUGCAUUUGUUCAUCCAUAAAUUGUAUCCUGAUAUGUAAAAGCUGUAUUUAUUUGGUGUUUUUAACCAGAGUUGAUAACCUCCUUUUUUUUUGGGGGGGGGGGUCUCGCCUGCAUUGCAGAAAAAACGCGUAGGCGCUUUUGGAUAACAAUGUAUUUUUUCCCCCAUCAUUUUGACAAAUAUUCAUUCAAAUUAAAUGAAACUUUUUUUAGAUGGAUAUUGCUUAUAGAGAAUGGUAUGAAAUUAAACAUAAGUUUCUUAGCCAGGGUCAAAGGUCGUUGAAGUUCAUGAAUAUACGAUAAUUAUCAAAUGAAUUUUCGUUCUCUCUUUGAAAAAAAAUAUUGAACUUACAUGGAGGUAUUUUCAAAGUCAGCACUGUUGCUACAUUGCAUUGUGUAUUGCAGGUGAUUUGAUUUAAUUAAUCGGUUUUAUUGAAUCACAAACAAAAAACGUGUGUAACUUUUAAACAUGUGCAACAUUUUAAAACCUUUUUUUCUUAACUUUUGUUAGUGCAGGCGAGACAGCCAGGGGUGACCUAUUUGUUUAGGAAAUUUCCCCAAUGUCAAUCAAUUAAAUGGGAACCAAAUGUCGGUUAUCAUUCAGAGCAUAUUGCAUUAUCAAAUAGGCCCUAUGUUAAUUUUAAUGCAUUUGCUAUUCAUGAAUGCUCUUUUACGAUUUUAAGAUGAAAUUUGUGUAGCUCCAAGGAGCAGGUCCAAGCUAUCAUCUUAUCGCUUUGCUGAUGGUAUAAAGUAUCUGAAUUACCUUUUUUUUUAAAUCAAUGGAUGCGUACUGUGUAGGACAUGGUUACUAAUCUGUGCGUAAGGAUAGAAAUGGUUUGCGUAUUGUGUAGGCCUCGAGCUCAGAUGGUGAUAGGUGUUAUUGCUCCUCCGACAGUAAUUGCUCCGGGCUUUAUUUCGUCUCAGAUAUAUUUAGGUUAGGAUAAUAGGGUUGCAAUAGGGUUUUAUUUUAGGUUUAGGGUUAUGUUAAGGGUAUAGUUAGUUUUAAAUCCAGGUUGAAGUUAGUCGGUCGAUUAGCGUGUGGAAUUCAUAUCGGGGCAAUAAGUUGUCGGAGCAAAUGUCAUGAAAACUUUGUAGUAUAGUGUAUGUUUUAUCUUGAUGAAUAGCAUUUGGGUUUAUUUUGUGUUGACUAUAUUCUGCAAAAGUGGAUCCAAAGGUUUUCCAGAGUUUUCCCCUAUUGUGUUUUAUCUCUGGUUUUUUACCCUGGACCUACUUGUCGCAGAAUUGUCGAACACAAAGAACCCACCUCCCCCCUUAAAAAAAUACUUUGCAUACUGGAACUUAUUUUUCUAUAGGAAAAGUUAUUACACACAAAAAAAGUUUAGAAUAUGCAUAUUUUCGAUUUCAAUUUCUAUCCAUUUCAAUUGAUAAAUUGGAGAUAAAUGGUAAUGCAUUUCAAAUUACGGUAAAUGUUGUACAUCAAUCUCAGUUUAAUUUGAACUUUUUGAAUUAAUUUGUAUUUUUUAGGCCAGCAGCAAGCAAAGUUCGUUAUUAGCAAAUUAAAUCAAAUCGAUUCCUUUUCAUUUAAUAUGAUAGAAUGAUUUUAGCAUCAUCUUCAUACAAGAUGGAAUUUAAUAAUUCGGAAUCAAAUUAAAUCCCUAACGAAUUCCGUAACUCAAGUUUGACUAAACGAUGGAAAUUGAGAUUAGCAUUAUUGGAAAGCUUCAUUAUUCCUCUUUGCAAUGAAGGGCCAUCUGUUUUGAUUAUGUAAUCAUGGAAUGUGCAGUUACCCUGAUAUGGGGCAAAGUCAGAUGUGAAAUGUUGCAAAUUUGACUUGUUUUCUACACAAAGUCUCCAUUUCAUUUGAAUAUAUUUUUUUUAAUUUACCCCGGGUGAUUUAGUAUUAGCGUGAAAUACAAGCUUAAAAAUCCUGAAUUUCAAGAAGCAAAGAAACUAACUUCUCAAUGUCGUUUAAAAACAAAUGACAGAUUGUUAAUGCUGGCAGGGUCCAACAUUGUCUCGAACAUACUCAAAUACAUUAUGCAAUGAGAUGAGAUUAAGAAUACACUAUGUGUGCACACAUUCCAGCUUUUUUUUUUUUUACAUGAAUGCAAAUUUAAUAGGACAGUGCACAUUUCAUUGUUAUCUUAAGAUAGAAAAGAACAGACCACCGCAAAGAGGAAUAAAUUCACUUUUUAAUUAUACCAGAUUUACAUUAUGAUGAUGGAGGUAAUAAGUUUAUUACCUCUCUUGCAUCUUCAGUUUCAGGACUUUCUUGAGGGGGUUCAUUCAUGUAACUCCCCUCAUAAUGAAGUUCCAAAGAUUGUGAAGUAGUAGACGGUGGUAGGUUAAAUCAAGUGUUGUUUGGGUUUUUAAGAACAAAAAACAGUCAUUGGCAUUUCUUACCUAAUUCUGUGCAUUUCUAUUUUUCUGUGGGCUAUGUAAUCAACAUCGAUUGCCUACAUUUGCCUAAUUUCAAUCUAUGGAAGCGAAGAAACAAGUUUUAGUUGAAACACACAAAUUGCAAUGAUUUUUCUAUUAAUGAAAUCAAAAUUUUCGAACUUACAAAAUGUUGCACAACUUCGGAACCCUGUGUGUGGGUGAUCUGAGAAGUUGUUAGAAACUUACAAAGAUGGUAAUGAAGUGAUGUGCCGUUAAGGUCAAAUUUCAAAGGUCACGAAGGUCAUUAUUUGACAUUUUAGAAGUUAGGUGUGUAAUAUAUUCCUGCUCUGGUAAUGUUGGAGGCAUAGAUUUUGACUCGGUAGUAUUAUGCAAUCAUGUUUUCUCUUCGACUAAGAAUCGGCCAGGUGUCGUAAAAAUUGCCUUUAUUUCAUAAGAUUUAUUUUUAUUUUUAGAAAGUUUAAAACACUAGCAAUACAAUUCCGGGAAGUGUUUCACAAAUUGAUAAUUCUGACUUAAAGUCGUGCUUAAUAUAAAUGCUAAUUUGACAUCUCAUGGUUUGCGUAGUCUCAAGAGCGCGUUCUUUGAGCGUGAUUCCACCAAUACAGUCCAUUAUUUUCCACUUAAGUGGAUGUAUUUGACAAAUUUUGAUGUCUUAAAUCUUUGUGAAACACCCCCGUCUCUUAAUCCACAUGUAAUGUCAGAUAGCUUGGACCUGUCCUUAAGUGUACCAUUGUAUUUAUUAUGUACUUACUUUGUAUUCAUGAUUUUAUUUUUUGUUCAUUCUUGAAAAAAAUGUAAGACCAGCAGCCGAGAAGACUCAUUCAAGUUGGAGGACCAUAGCAGUUGACCUAUUUGAUCGAUGGAGUAAUCCUGACACCUUACAAACAUGGUUUUCUGUCUGAUUUGAGCUGGGGUCUUCCUACCAGAAUCACACAAUUGGUGACAUCACUACCAAGAGAUCUAUUUUUCGGUGUGCGGAGAGGGGCACUGGACACUGUUGUGCAUGGUAUACAGCUUCUAUAAUGUAAGUGCUUUAUUUCUGAUUUCAAUGUUAUUUUGUGUAGCCGAGAGUCUGCAAGACAAUGCCAUUGGUUUUCCAGAAAUUAUCAAUCUGAGGGUAAAAUUACUGUAGAAAGUAUUUUGCAGCCUUUUCACACACAUUGGCUUUUAAUCCGCGUUUUACUUCAAAUGCCUUUAAAAAUUUAUGAUAUUUUCUUUCGAAUCAAAUUCUUUUAAUGAAAAUCUAUCAAAAACAAUAUUCCCGAGGGCAAGUUCGAUAACACUGUGGGGACUUGUAUAAAAUCCCAUCGCUCUUUCCCAAUCCCCUAUCCCCUUUUUCUUUCUCAUUAUCCCCACCCUCCUCCCCUCAUGUUCCACUCUCCACUCUCCUUUCACCUUGAAAAUACUUGCAUUAUCUGUUGAUCCAUUGAUUGUUGUCUUUCUUUUUAUACCUCCCUGUACUAUCUGUUCUAGCUGCUGGUCUAAUCAUAUCUUUGUUUCACAUUGUUUCAACAUGAUAUCUGACAUGACUGAUUUGAAAAUGUGCUAAAAAGACAAAAGUAUUUAACAAGGAAAUUAGUAUAUAUUUACAUUAAAAAAAUUGCAGAGCCGCCAUGAUAUAGAGCAGUGCAAAUUAUUUUGCAAUAAAUCUGUUCCACUUUUCUGUACAUAUUAACUUUUGGACACAUUAAUUUAAGUUAAUUAUUCAAACUUUUGGUCCUAUCCCCAUUCACCAUAAACCUAAAUGUUUGUGAGAAUGCCGAGUGUGUAUCCAUCAUGUAAACACAUAAUGCGAGAGAUUUUGCCGGACCGGCAUUGGGUGAUAAUGAUAUUGUGAUGAAGGUGGCUUCUCAAUAUCGGUUUGUCUGCCCAAAACCGUUGUCUUUUACUGGCCUACUCGAAUUUGGAUAAACAAAACCAGGAAACAAAAAUUAACCCAUUUUUACGAGGAUUGUGUGCUUCAAUUGUAUUUCCACAAUGUGUAAAGUAAAGGGAAAAAAUAUUCCAUCAAUCACUGCAUUACAAAUAAGUCUGGGAUCUAGUCUUCGAAGUGCAAUGUCAGAUUUUGAUUUCUCUCUUGCCAGCAAGUGAUAUUUGCUUUUCAAGCCAUUAUGCAAGAGCCUUGCCCACUGUAGAGUUUCUAGUUGACCCCUAUCGAUUUGUAUUGGACCUCUUGUACGUUUGUAGAUGGAGCAGUUAGCCAAGACGCCUUUUUGGGCUUGGUGCAUGGCAGUGAUCAAGGUCGAUCAAGAACCGGUUUGCACUCCAAAGAGGAGAUUCGAGGAACUGUUGAUAUGUGUUAAUUUGCUCUCUUCUGGUAACAUGUUUCAAUUGCAUGUGACUUUAUGUAUUUGGUGUUUGAAAAUCCGGUUAUGUUGUGAAAGUCCUCGAGUAGCCUACUCUCUGAUCAAGAGGAAUGUGUUCUUUUCAUAUUUGAUUUCCAGAGCUCUUCAAAACAUCAUGUAAGUUGGAUAUUGUCUAUUAGAAAGUGAAAUUCUGGUAUUUUAUGAGGAAUCUGUGCGUCUGAAUCUCUUACUCAUACGUGGCGCCUUUAAGUGGAUAUUUUGGUCGACAUUACAUCAUUCUGAUCUGCAAGGCUCUUGCUAUCUAUAUUGGAUUUGACUCUUUCGUGUAUCCAUAUUUUGGUCUGUGAGUGAGGCAGUGAUCCACUGGAUUGUCAACCUACUGAACUCUCUGUUCGUCGUGUUCAAGCAUUGCAUCGUCUGGUAGUUUUUCCUCCGAGAACAUUUUAAGUCAUAUCCUGUAUGAAAAAAUUGCAUUUAUUCACUUAGCAGAAUUCAAGAGGGAUUGCCGUAUUUGGGAAGGCAUUUGGUGGAAGUUUGCAUGAUCUGCAGUUGUUUUUCAAAUCUACAUCUCUCUACUGGGCUUCAAAAAAUUGAUUCGGUCCGAACCAGAGCUGUGUCUUGGUUCUAGUCGGGUUUUACCUACUGUGGUUGUAGAAGAUUGUGACAUUGCCUACCGGAAGGAGCCGGAGUGGAUGACUCUUCAAGAUCUGACUAUGGUGAUCAAUGUGAUCGAGAGGCUUGUAAUUCUUUAAACAGCCUCAUCAGCAUCCUCACAUGGUGUUCUUAUCCUCAAGGAAUCUUGAUUAUUCGAGACCUUACCAUGGUGAUCAAAGAAAGAGGACUGUUGUACCUUGAAUAGCCUCAGCAGGAUUCUCACAGGGACUCUGUUGUAGGGCCGGACCAGAGGGCGCUCUAGUCUAUAGUUCCCUAGUUUUAAUGUCUCGGCGUACGUUUGAAGAUAAGGAAUGUAAUCGCAUGACUUCCUCUAGUAAAUUAAUUGCUACAACGGACUCUGACGUCCAGUCUGGAACGAGUUUUUGACAUUCCAUUUGGUGCUGUCUGUUCUUCUGAAAGAUUGUUACUGUUGUCACUGGCCUUUUGCCUAAAGAAAUGGAUUCCCACAUCGAGUCUGGAAUGAGCAGUGGAAAUUUGUAUUUGGUGCCGUUGUUGAGAUUCCUUUUGGCGGAAGAAAGUGUUUCCACUUCCAUUCUGGAAGGAGUUUUAGAGUUUCUCGGUGUUGAAUGUUGACAUUGCGCUUCACUACUAGGGAACAUACAAUUGUACUGUAAUGAUUGAUGGCGCAUUGUGGGAUAUAAAGUGCACUUCCUCAGGACGAGCCUAUCUUGAGGGUUCGACCUGUUAGAUCUAGAUUCACAUAUCAUGUCAUUCCGACUGCUUUUAGCUCUAUCUCUCAAAAUUGUGUGGAAGAAGUGAUGGAUACAUACGCAAUCCGAAACAUUUGGUCAUUGUAUAAUGGUGAAUAAAUUAAAUUACCUUGACGGGGAAACAUAGACAACAAAGAGGGAAAAAAAGAAAAAAAAACAUCAAGUUUAUUUCAAAAUACUUGAUCUAAAAUGCAGUGUUCAUUGAAGUUCAUAGAACACAAUUGUUUUAUGUAUAGAAAAAACGGUGCAUUUAUUUGCAAAAUAUGUGUUAUACAUCCCAUCUGUUCAGGCUACUGCUCAUUUGAAAAGAAUAGGCACCCCCCCCGAAAAAUAAAAAUGAAAUAAAAUCAAAUCAAAUUAAACUAAAUUAAACUAAAUCAAAUUAAUUGAAUUAGAUUGAAAUCAAAUAAAAAAAUAAAUGAAAUACAAUAAAAAUGAAAUAAACAAAAAUUAAAAAGACAAUGAUGAAAUGAUACGAUUGAUUAUUAAUUAGCAAUUUAAAAAAAUGAUUAUUCAUAAUACGGUUUAAUUAAAUUAGAACAUUUUCAUAUCAGUCAUGUAUUUAAAUGUUGAAAUGAUGUGAAACGAAGGAAGAUUUGCAGAUAUGGGGAGCAUUUCAUGAGAUUUGUCAGUGAUUAUCACCAACUAAUUUGCUAUUGACCAAUCAGAUACAGUGAUUCAUUAGCUCAUAACUCUGUUGGUGAAAGUCACUGACAAAAAUCUCCAUGAACUGUUCCCUUGGAUGGAUAGUACAGGGAGGUAUGGAGAGAGAGAACAAUCAAUGGAUUAACUGGUAAACUUGUAAGGAGAAGAGGGGGAAUAGAGGGGAGGGGUUGGUAGUGAGGUGGUGGCUUUGUUCAAGGGUGAAUAACUAGAAUACAAAGGAGAUUAACAUAUUGAUUCAUAUGGUAAUUGGUAUUGUCUUGCAUACUCUCGACUACACAAAGUGUCAUUGAGAUUGAACUUAUAAAGCACCUACGUUGAAGAUGCAGUAGACCGUGCAUGGCAGUGUCCAGUGCCCUGCUCUGCACACUUAAAAAAUAGGACUCUUUGUUAGUCUGCCAUGUAUUGUGUGAUUCUGUCAGGAAGACCUCGGCUCAGAUAAGGCUGUUGGCCAGUUUGUGAGUGUUAGGGUUUGCUUCAUUGAAUCAAGGUCGGUUGCUAUGGUAACUCUAACUUGGAUGAGUCUUCUCGACUGCUGGUCAUUUUUUUUUAAUAUUUUUUUUUUGCGUAUA
Messenger RNA from Lytechinus pictus (painted urchin), 9365 nucleotides. RefSeq lists its product as uncharacterized. The record is from RefSeq and is a predicted model, not a curated record. Bases 1642 to 1962 code for a protein of 106 amino acids. The transcript is spliced from 8 exons. NCBI's taxonomy places the organism in Eukaryota, Metazoa, Echinodermata, Echinoidea, Temnopleuroida, Toxopneustidae.